Molecule: messenger RNA, 4926 nt
Organism: Octodon degus (degu)
Lineage: Eukaryota; Metazoa; Chordata; Mammalia; Rodentia; Octodontidae
Gene: Slc12a6
Product: solute carrier family 12 member 6
Exons: 25
Coding region: 1070-4522 (1150 amino acids)
Biological process (GO): potassium ion homeostasis; chloride ion homeostasis; potassium ion import across plasma membrane
Cellular component (GO): membrane
Molecular function (GO): potassium:chloride symporter activity
Source: RefSeq, a predicted model, not a curated record
GGGCGGCAGCCGCGCGCGACCCGGCUGGGAAACAGUUAGCGGCUAGUAAACAACAGCUGCGCGCGCCGCCUCAGCAGGCGCCCAGCCCGCAUCUGCGACCUCCGCCCGCGCCGCCUGUCUCCGCUGCCGCUCGUAGAGCCAGCCUGCGUGGCCGUCUCUGCCGGGACCGAGGAAAGAGCGGUGGGGCUACCCUGCGCCGGGCCGGGCCGGGCCGGGGCGAACGGUCUCCGGGCAGAGGGGUGGCGCGACCUGUCACGCGCGGGAACAGCCCGGCGAGCCUGGCGAGGACCUGGCGCGACCCCGAGCUGCUGUCCGCGGUGUCCUGAGUCCACAGUCUCCUGCAGAUCCAGGGACUCCCUGCCAGAAGAGCGGGCGCGCCGCCCCCGCACUCUCGGCGGCAGGAAUCGUCUGCCCUGCGUCCUCAGCCUUCUCCAUCCCUAGUGUGUUAUUCCUCCCGUUAUGCGUGCGCACCUCUUGCACCAGACCCAAGUGGAUUCUCGACCUCAAAAACAGCGGGUGGCUCUGCUCACACCUCCUCCCAGCCAGACCUGUGGGGUAUUCACCUGAUGCACAACAGGUGGCCGGGCGCGCGUCUUUUCGCAAUCUGAUCCAUGCUCAAUUCACCUAAUCAGGGUGGGCCUGCUCGCGCUUUGCUCAGCUAGAGCUGUGGACACUCCGCAGACAGAGGAACCUGGGGACUGGGGAGAGGAACUGCCUGGCCGGAGCCUGGGGUUGGGGCAAGCUGCUCCCGUGCUGGGAGAGCAUGGCAUUGCGCGCUCAGCUCUGGGCCAGGGGACACAGCUAGGUAGUUCUUCAUUCCGAAGGAACUAAGUUACACAGGAUUGGCAUCGUUCUUGUUUCUCAGAAAUAAUUUUUAAGCCAUUUGUAGUACUUUUUCUGGGACAGUUGUCUUGAAUUCUUGAGUAGAAGGAUUCUCAUUUGGGGCCUUUUGAGGGAUGUGAACUAAGGUAAUUGAGUUUAAAGUCUAUUUUUAUGAUCAGAAGUAUCUAGCUAGGAGAAAGAUUUUUGCAGCGUUUGUCCUUUUUCUUUGUCAAAAAGGAAAAGAAACAUGCAUCCUCCAGAAACCACCACAAAGAUGGCUUCAGUUCGGUUCAUGGUGACACCAACAAAGAUCGAUGACAUUCCAGGCUUGUCAGACACUAGCCCGGACCUCAGCUCUCGUUCUAGUUCCCGUGUACGAUUUAGCUCCAGGGAAAGUGUGCCAGAAACAAGCCGUAGUGAGCCUAUGAGUGAGAUGUCUGGGGCCACCACUUCUCUAGCAACUGUUGCCCUGGAUCCUGCCAGUGACCGGACCUCCAACCCCCAGGAUGUCACCGAGGACCCGAGUCAGAACUCCAUCACAGGGGAGCACAGCCAGCUGUUAGAUGAUGGGCAUAAGAAAGCUCGAAAUGCUUAUCUCAAUAAUUCCAAUUAUGAAGAAGGAAAUGAAUAUUUUGAUAAAAAUUUGGCACUCUUUGAGGAAGAAAUGGACACCAGACCAAAGGUAUCUUCUCUCCUUAAUCGCAUGGCCAAUUACACUAAUCUGACACAAGGAGCAAAGGAACAUGAAGAGGCAGAGAAUAUCACUGAAGGGAAAAAGAAGCCAGCCAAGACCCCCCAAAUGGGUACCUUCAUGGGUGUCUACCUCCCAUGUCUACAAAAUAUUUUUGGAGUGAUUCUCUUUCUACGCCUUACAUGGGUAGUGGGCACAGCUGGAGUUCUUCAGGCCUUUGCAAUUGUCCUUAUCUGCUGCUGCUGUACAAUGUUGACUGCUAUCUCCAUGAGUGCCAUUGCCACCAAUGGAGUGGUGCCAGCUGGAGGCUCUUACUUUAUGAUAUCCCGGGCACUGGGUCCAGAGUUUGGAGGAGCUGUUGGCCUCUGCUUUUAUCUUGGUACCACAUUUGCAGCAGCCAUGUAUAUCCUUGGUGCCAUUGAAAUUUUUCUGGUAUACAUUGUACCCCGGGCUGCCAUCUUUCGCAGUGAUGAUGCCCUCAAGGAAUCAGCAGCCAUGCUAAAUAACAUGCGUGUCUAUGGCACGGCCUUCUUGGUUCUCAUGGUAUUGGUGGUAUUCAUCGGUGUGCGCUACGUGAACAAGUUUGCCUCACUUUUCCUGGCCUGUGUCAUUGUAUCCAUCUUGGCAAUCUAUGCUGGCGCCAUCAAGUCAUCUUUUGCCCCCCCCCACUUCCCGGUCUGCAUGCUGGGUAACCGCACUCUUUCAUCAAGACACAUUGACAUUUGCUCCAAGACCAAGGAAAUUAAUAACAUGACAGUGCCAUCAAAACUAUGGGGCUUCUUCUGUAACUCCAGUCAGUUUUUCAAUGCCACCUGUGAUGAAUACUUUGUUCACAAUAAUGUCACUUCAAUCCAGGGCAUUCCUGGCUUGGCUAGUGGUAUCAUUACAGAGAACCUUUGGAGUAAUUAUCUACCUAAGGGAGAGAUCAUUGAAAAGUCCUCAGCCAAAUCAUCUGAUGUCCUGGGAAACUUAAAUCAUGAAUAUGUUCUUGUUGACAUUACCACCUCCUUCACUCUCCUGGUGGGGAUAUUCUUUCCCUCUGUCACAGGUAUCAUGGCUGGAUCAAAUAGAUCUGGAGAUCUGAAGGAUGCUCAGAAGUCUAUUCCCAUUGGAACGAUACUUGCCAUCCUCACCACAUCCUUUGUCUAUUUAAGCAAUGUUGUCCUUUUUGGUGCAUGUAUCGAAGGGGUUGUUCUCAGAGACAAGUUUGGGGAUGCUGUAAAAGGUAACUUGGUGGUGGGGACCUUGUCUUGGCCAUCCCCAUGGGUGAUUGUCAUUGGCUCCUUCUUUUCAACUUGUGGGGCUGGACUUCAGAGCCUCACAGGUGCACCACGGCUGUUACAGGCUAUUGCCAAGGAUAACAUCAUACCAUUCCUGAGGGUUUUCGGUCACAGCAAAGCCAAUGGGGAGCCUACUUGGGCUUUGCUUCUGACUGCUGCCAUUGCAGAGCUGGGAAUCCUUAUUGCCUCCCUUGAUCUUGUGGCACCAAUUCUGUCUAUGUUCUUCCUCAUGUGUUACCUCUUUGUGAACUUGGCGUGUGCUUUGCAGACGUUACUUCGAACACCCAACUGGAGACCCCGAUUCCGCUACUACCACUGGGCCCUCUCUUUCAUGGGGAUGAGUAUCUGUCUGGCUCUGAUGUUCAUUUCUUCCUGGUAUUAUGCCAUUGUAGCAAUGGUAAUAGCUGGUAUGAUCUACAAGUACAUUGAGUACCAAGGAGCUGAGAAAGAAUGGGGUGAUGGCAUCCGUGGGCUGUCGCUCAGUGCAGCCAGAUUUGCUUUACUUCGGCUGGAGGAAGGACCUCCACACACUAAAAACUGGAGGCCUCAGCUGCUUGUAUUGCUGAAACUGGACGAAGAUUUACAUGUCAAGCAUCCUCGCCUCCUUACAUUUGCAUCACAGCUGAAAGCAGGAAAAGGUCUCACUAUUGUGGGCUCUGUUAUUGUGGGGAACUUCCUGGAGAACUAUGGUGAAGCUUUAGCUGCUGAGCAGACGAUUAAGCAUCUAAUGGAAGCAGAGAAAGUAAAAGGAUUCAGCCAGCUGGUGGUUGCUGCCAAACUUCGAGAGGGCAUUUCCCACCUCAUCCAGUCCUGUGGCCUUGGGGGCAUGAAGCACAACACAGUGGUGAUGGGCUGGCCUAAUGGCUGGCGUCAGAGUGAAGAUGCUCGUGCUUGGAAAACUUUUAUUGGCACAGUUCGUGUGACAACUGCUGCUCAUCUUGCUCUGUUGGUGGCUAAAAAUGUCUCCUUCUUUCCCAGCAAUGUGGAGCAAUUUUCUGAGGGCAACAUUGAUGUGUGGUGGAUUGUGCAUGACGGGGGGAUGCUCAUGCUUUUACCAUUCCUACUGAAACAGCACAAGGUGUGGCGAAAAUGCAGCAUACGAAUCUUCACAGUAGCCCAAUUAGAAGACAACAGUAUUCAGAUGAAGAAAGACCUGGCCACCUUCCUGUAUCACUUGCGCAUUGAGGCAGAAGUGGAAGUGGUAGAAAUGCAUGACAGUGACAUAUCAGCUUAUACUUAUGAGCGUACUCUGAUGAUGGAGCAGAGGUCCCAGAUGCUCCGGCACAUGCGGCUCUCCAAAACGGAACGAGACAGAGAGGCACAAUUGGUGAAAGACCGGAACUCAAUGCUACGAUUGACCAGCAUUGGUUCUGAUGAGGAUGAAGAGACAGAAACCUAUCAAGAGAAGGUACACAUGACUUGGACAAAGGACAAGUACAUGGCUUCCAGGGGACAAAAGGCCAAGUCAAUGGAAGGAUUCCAGGACCUCCUUAACAUGCGUCCGGACCAGUCUAAUGUAAGACGGAUGCAUACAGCAGUAAAGCUCAAUGAAGUUAUAGUAAACAAGUCCCAUGAAGCAAAGCUGGUUUUGUUGAACAUGCCAGGACCACCCCGAAACCCUGAAGGUGAUGAAAACUACAUGGAAUUCCUAGAAGUGCUCACUGAGGGACUUGAACGAGUUCUCCUUGUCCGGGGUGGUGGCAGUGAAGUGAUCACCAUUUAUUCAUAACCUAGUCUAAGUGACUCUACUUGGUUUCACUUUUUCCUAAAUGGCUUUCCAUCCUCCAUUGAAGUGACAGCCCUUUCCUAUUGCUCCCACUGUACAGGCCUGUGUUUUACACCCAUCACACAAGAUGAGCUGGCCUCAAGGCCUUGUGCAAGAGUACAAAUAGAUGUGUUCUUGGCUCCUAAAUGAUCUUAACAGAAGCAGCAGGUUAUUCCCUCAGCAUCAAAAGAAUGAACAAAUCAUAAAAGCCAUUUCCUUACCAGUAGAAGACAAGUUAGGAUUACCAAGCUAAGUCAACAAGUGGGAAGCCCUUGAGCAUACCACUGAAGUUGGUGAAAUGGUAAAAGGGAUGCUAGAAAUUCACCUAAAGACAAAAAACAAGUACAUAUCCAGCAUUAAAUAUUGGU